AUUAUUUCUUGCAAUUAGUCAAAGUGCAAUGUUCGUAGGUUGGACAAUAUCUGGAAUCUAUAGAAGCAACGACAAAGAGUUGGCCCUUUAUAUAAACAAUACGCAGGUAUUACUUCUAAUAGGAUUGUCAUAUGCAAUAACUAUUGAUGCGGAAAUAGUGAGAGUAAUUGAAGGUAGAAGGCCAUCAGUCAGUUCCAAAUCACUCAAAAAUAUAACACGAUAUUCUAGAAAUGCAUAUGUUCCUAAUAAAAAUAUCCAAUCAUUUCAGACAUCGUCUAGUGAGUCUUCAAACAAUGCAACAAUAGUUGAAUCAUUUGAUAAUAAUAAUGAUGUUAAAAUUACUCCUAAAGAAGAAAAUCAAAAUCCAUCAGUUAAUAAAGGAUCAUCAUUUGACGAGUGGGGAAAAAUUGUGACAGAUAGAAGACUUACCAAAGAAUACGAUGGUUUAGUAGUAAAUGAAGGCGAAAUAAAAGAACAUCCUGUUAAUAUUACUAGUAAUAAUGUUAUAAUUAAUCAGGAAGAUCAAGGGAUAGUAAAUGAAGGUGAAAUAAAAAAACCUUCUGUCAAUAUUACUAGUAAUGAUGCUAUAAUUAAUCAGGAGGAUCAAGAAGGGAUAGUAAAUGAAGGUGAAACAAAAGAACCUUCUGUCAAUAUUACUAGUAAUAAUGCUAUAAUUAAUCAAGGGGAUAGUGAUGAUGUUAAAGAUAGUGCGUGA
Messenger RNA from Entrophospora candida, 715 nucleotides. The record is from the annotation of a GenBank genome assembly. NCBI's taxonomy places the organism in Eukaryota, Fungi, Glomeromycota, Glomeromycetes, Entrophosporales, Entrophosporaceae.